AUCUCUCUGUGUUUUCAGCACUUUCCAUCUGACCACCUUCCCUAAGGACAGUCAGGGACAGUCAACCACCCCUACAGCAGGUUACAAAGGACAGGUGUUCAAGAGGACUUUUUUUUAUUAUUUUGCUGUCCACAAAACACAGAAGAAUUUGGAAACAAUUAUCACCUUCAGGGGCUUGACAGGGAAAGGGAAAGAGAAAGAGACAUGGGCAGUGGAGCAAGUGCUGAGGACAAGGAAAUGGCCAAAAGGUCCAAAGAGCUUGAAAAGCAGCUACAGGAAGAUGCAGAUAAGGAAGCAAGGACAGUCAAGCUGCUGCUGCUGGGUGCUGGUGAAUCAGGGAAGAGCACCAUUGUUAAGCAAAUGAAAAUUCUGCAUCAAGGUGGUUACACUAAAGAAGAACAAAUUUCAUUUAAAGCCAUCAUCUAUGGCAACAUCCUGCAGUCUGCACUGGCCCUCAUCAGAGGAAUGGAAAUGCUUGACAUCAACUAUGGAUCACCAGCAUCACAGGAAGAUGGUCAGAAAUUGCAGAACCUAGCAGACUCGGUUGAGGAUGGCACAAUGCCAAAGGAGCUGUCAGAUGUCAUCAAAAGUCUGUGGAAGGACUCGGGUGUGCAGGCCGCCUAUGAGAGAGCAGCCGAGUUUCAGCUCAACGACUCUGCUGGCUAUUACCUGAGUGACAUGGACAGAAUCUGUAAUGCUGAUUACAUCCCAACAGAGCAGGAUGUGUUAAGGUCUAGGGUCAAAACCACUGGUAUCAUUGAAGAACAGUUUUCCUGCAAAGAGCUGCACUUUAGGAUGUUCGAUGUGGGGGGCCAGAGAUCAGAGAGGAAGAAAUGGAUCCACUGUUUUGAGGGUGUGACAUGCAUUAUCUUUUGUGGGGCUCUGAGUGCUUAUGAUAUGGUCUUAGUAGAAGAUGAUGAAGUGAACCGCAUGCAUGAGAGUCUUCAUCUAUUCAACAGCAUCUGCAACCACAGGUUCUUCGCAAAAACGUCUAUUGUGCUUUUCCUCAACAAGAAAGAUCUCUUUGAGGUGAAGAUCCUGAAAGUCCACCUCAGCAUCUGCUUCCCUGAAUAUAAUGGUCCAAACACGUAUGACGAUGCCAGCAUUUACAUCAAGAAGCAGUUUGAGGAGCUGAACAUGAAGAAAGGAGAAAAAGAAAUCUACACACACAUGACCUGUGCCACCGACACAAAAAACGUGGAAAUUGUAUUUAAUGCUGUGACAGACAUCAUCAUCAAAGAAAACCUUAAGGAUUGCGGUCUGUUCUAAAAAAAAUAAAAAGGGCCACUUUUUCCAGAACGUUGACCCUAUCCCUCAUAACUGAUUCCGAAGACACACAGAUGGUGUGACGACAAUCACUGGUGCAGGAUGGAAAGAGUGGUCAGAUGCCCUACUUAAAUAAAUCAACAUAUUGGACAUGAAGGUUUCAUCCAAACAGUCGAGACACUCAACAGAAUCUUUCCGGUAUAGACCCAAACGUUAUUCAGAAGAGUUCAAACUAUUCUAACUAGCAUUUGGUUUUCAGGUUAAAUCUGUUGGAACGGACUGGGAAUAGAUGUCUUUCUGUUUGAUAUAAAAUGCCAUAAAAGGUUACUAUCUUAGACACCCAUGACACUUUUUCAUUAGUAAUGCGAUUCAUUUGUUUGAUAUACAGUGUUGAGGACUUUCUCACUAAAGUUUGUUGUCAAUGGUGUCAGCAUGCUGUACAACUCGUGAACCUCCUUUUUUUCCCCUCUAGUUUAAAAUAAUAGUAGGGGGUUAUAUAAUUUGUAAAUAAUGAGUAGGCAAGUACAUUUCUAUUACAGAGAAGCUUCUACAUGAAUAUGUUUAAAGAAAAAGCCGUCUAAUUAUGAAAACGAGUUAAAAGACAAUCUAGAGGUGUGUGGGAUUGGAAUGUGAUUAUACUGUGAAGAUGUUCUGGACUUAAAAUGUAGGAACAUGAAAUAAAGAUGUGCAUUAAUCUCCA
Molecule: messenger RNA, 1966 nt
Organism: Tachysurus vachellii
Lineage: Eukaryota; Metazoa; Chordata; Actinopteri; Siluriformes; Bagridae
Gene: gnat2
Product: guanine nucleotide binding protein (G protein), alpha transducing activity polypeptide 2
Exons: 9
Coding region: 205-1269 (354 amino acids)
Biological process (GO): detection of chemical stimulus involved in sensory perception of bitter taste; adenylate cyclase-modulating G protein-coupled receptor signaling pathway
Cellular component (GO): photoreceptor outer segment; photoreceptor inner segment; heterotrimeric G-protein complex
Molecular function (GO): G-protein beta/gamma-subunit complex binding; GTPase activity; G protein-coupled receptor binding
Source: RefSeq, a predicted model, not a curated record